Tinamus guttatus (white-throated tinamou) is the source of this 1582-nucleotide messenger RNA. The record is from RefSeq and is a predicted model, not a curated record. NCBI's taxonomy places the organism in Eukaryota, Metazoa, Chordata, Aves, Tinamiformes, Tinamidae.
UUCGCGGCGUUUGACAGAGCCGCCUCUCGGCGCCGGAGCCAUGGAGCUGCGCGCGGAGCUCCUCAAAUCCAUCUGGUACGCGUUCACCGCCCUGGACGUGGAGAAGAGCGGCAAGGUGUCCAAGUCGCAGCUCAAAGUGCUGUCCCACAACCUGUACACGGUGCUGCGCAUCCCCCACGACCCCGUGGCGCUGGAGGAGCAUUUUCGGGAUGACGACGAUGGGCCCGUGUCCAGCCAGGGCUACAUGCCCUAUCUCAACAAGUACAUCCUGGAUAAGGUGGAGGAAGGGGCUUUCGUCAAAGAAACCUUUGACGAGCUCUGCUGGACCCUGACGGCCAAGAAGAAUUACAAACCCGACCGCAAUGGGAACAGCGUCGUUUUUUUCAAGCUCUGGUGUCUCUUCAGCUUCCUUUCUGAAGACAAAUACCCCCUGGUCAUGGUGCCGGAUGAGGUGGAGUAUCUGCUGAAGAAGAUCUGCACGGCCAUGAACGUGGAGCUGCACUCGUGCGAGCUGGACGAGUGCCUCGCGCAGGAGCCGCCGGGCCCGGGCGGCCUCACGGUCUGGCAGUUCCUGGACGUGGUGAACUCGGGGCGCGUCCUGCGGGGCCUCGAGCGGGAGGCCGUCAGCAUGGCCGUGGAGGAGGUCUACCAGGAGAUCAUCGAGGACGUGCUCAAGCAGGGCUACCUGUGGAAGAAGGGCCAGCUGAGGAGGACCUGGUCAGAGCGGUGGUUCACGCUGAAGCCCAGCGCCCUGUCCUACUACAUGAGCGAGGAGCGGAAGGAGAAGAAGGGCAGCAUCCCCCUGGACAAGCACUGCUGCGUGGAGGUGCUGCCGGACCGGGACGGGAAGAGGUGCAUGUUCUGCGUGAAGACCUCGUCCCGCACGUACGAGAUGAGCGCCUCUGACACGCGCCAGCGCCAGGAGUGGACGCUAGCCAUCCAGACGGCCAUCCGGCUGCAGGCCGAGGGCAAGAAGUCCCUGCACAAGGACCUGAAGCAGAAGCGCCGGGAGCAGCGGGAGCAGCGGGAGCAGCGCAAGGCGGCCAAGGAGGAGGAGACGCAGCGGCUCAAGCAGCUCCAGGAGGAGAAGGAGCGGAAGCUGCAGGAGCUGGAGCUGCUCAAAGAGCUGCUAGCUGAGGAAGAGGAGAAGCUGAAGCAGCUGAUGAAGCUGAAGGAGGAGCAGGAGGAAUACAUCAUCAAAACCCAAAUGGAGAAGCAAGUCCUCAAGCAGGAGAUGGAGAACAAGAACAAGUGCCUGGAGGAGGCCCAGAAGCAGCUGGAAGAAGUGAGAGUGAACAGGCAGCGGGUGGACCAGGACGUCAUGGCGGCCCAGCACAAGCUGCGACAAGCGAGCACCAACGUGAAGCACUGGAACGUGCAGAUGAACCGGCUGAUGCACCCCAUUGAGCCGGGAGACAAGCGUGUGAACGCGAGCGGCGGCGGCUUCGCUGGCUACCAACCGCUGCUGUCGCGCAGAGAUUCCUCCCUCAGACUCAAGCAGAAAGCGGAGGACAAAGGCAGCGCCGCGGGGGACGAGGGCAGCGAGCCCGGGAGCGGCGGCGCGGCGCAGCCCGACAACUAG